ACUUUCAGUUAACACAAAUAAGUGAGCAGGCAGCGCCGUAGCCCCCUCAUCAUGUCGAAGGGCAGGUCCUUGGAGGCGGUGAAGGUGGUGGUCCGAUGUCGGCCCAUGAACGAGAAGGAGAAGGCGGCUAACUUCCAGCGGGUGGUGGCGGUGGACGUGAAGCUGGGCCAGGUGACGGUGAGGAACCCCCGGGGCGGCUCCGCUCACGAGCACCCCAAGGUGUUCACCUUCGACUCGGUCUACGACUGGGACUCCAAGCAGCUGGACCUGUACGACGAGAGCUUCCGGCCGCUGGUGGACUCCGUGCUCCUGGGCUUCAACGGCACCAUCUUCGCCUACGGCCAGACGGGCACGGGCAAGACCUACACCAUGGAGGGCGUGCGGCACGACGCGGAGAGGAGGGGCGUGAUCCCCAACUCCUUCGAGCACGUCUUCACGCACAUAUCGCGCUCGCAGAACCAGCAGUACCUGGUCCGGGCCUCCUACCUGGAGAUCUACCAGGAGGAGAUCCGGGACCUGCUGUUCAGAGACCAGUCGCAUCGCCUGGAGCUGAGGGAGCGGCCCGACACCGGCGUGUACGUCAAGGACCUGUCCUCCUUCGUCACCAAGAGCGUGGCCGAGAUCGAGCAGGUGAUGAACGUGGGCAACCAGAACCGCUCGGUCGGCGCGACCAACAUGAACGAGCACAGCUCGCGGUCGCACGCCAUCUUCGUCGUCACGGUGGAGUGCAGCGAGCUGGGCCCCGACCGGCAGAACCACAUCCGGGUCGGCAAGCUCAACCUGGUGGACCUGGCGGGCAGCGAGCGGCAGAGCAAGACGGGCGUCCGGGGAGAACGCCUGAAGGAGGCCGCCAAGAUCAACCUCUCGCUCUCCGCCCUGGGCAACGUCAUCUCCGCCCUGGUGGACGGGAAGAGCACGCACGUGCCGUACCGCGACUCCAAGCUCACCCGGCUGCUGCAGGACUCGCUGGGCGGGAACGCCAGGACGGUGAUGGUGGCCAACAUCGGCCCCGCCUCGUACAACAUGGAGGAGACGCUCACCACGCUACGCUACUCCAGCCGGGCCAAGAACAUCCGCAACCGGCCGCGCGUCAACGAGGACCCCAAGGACGCGCUCCUGCGCGAGUUCCAGGAGGAGAUCGCCAGGCUGAAGGAGCAGCUGGAGAGGAGGUCCGGGGGCAGGGGGGGGAGGAGGAGGAGGUGGAAGAGGGACUGGCAGAGCCUGGGGGACGGAGGAGGCGCGGAGCUGGAGGAGCUGGACGACGAUGACGACGACGAUGAGGAUGAGGAUGAGGAUGAGGAGGUGGCGGAGGACAGCGUGGCAGGAGGAGGAGGAGGCGCGCAGUACUGGCAGGAGCAGCAGGAGCAGCUGGAGAGCGAGCGGAAGGCCAUCAUGGAGGACCGCAGCCUGGUGGUGGAGGAGAGGCGGAGGCUGCUGGGGCAGAAGGAGAGGAGGAUAGAGCAGCUGCAGAUGGAGCAGGAGGCUGGGGAGACGCUGGCGGCCAAAGUCAGGGCGAUGGAGAGCAAGCUGCUCGUUGGGGGUAAGAACAUUGUGGACCACACCAACGAGCAGCAGAAGAUCCUGGAACAGAAGCGGCAGGAAAUCGCUGAGCAGAAACGCAGGGAGAGGGAGAUGCAGCAGCAGGUGGAGAGCUGGGAUGAGGAGACGCUGGAGCUGAAGGAGACGUACAGUUCUCUGCAGCAGGAGGUGGACAUCAAGACCAAGAAGCUGAAAAAGCUGUUUGGGAAGCUGCAGGCAGUGAAGGGGGAUAUCUGUGAUAUCCAGGAGGAGCAUAUCAAACAGAGGCAGGACCUGGAGCAGUCGCAGAACGAGGCAGCUGAUCAUUGAGAACUUCAUCCCCAUGGAGGUGAAGAAUAAACUGGCCAACAGGGCUUUCUUCGACGAGGAGGAGC
This is a messenger RNA of Conger conger (European conger), 1913 nucleotides long. Its product is annotated as kinesin-like protein KIF3B. The record is from RefSeq and is a predicted model, not a curated record. The transcript has 5 exons. Gene Ontology annotation, molecular function: microtubule binding; ATP binding; microtubule motor activity. The coding region runs from base 52 to 1848 and encodes 598 amino acids. Gene Ontology annotation, biological process: microtubule-based movement. NCBI's taxonomy places the organism in Eukaryota, Metazoa, Chordata, Actinopteri, Anguilliformes, Congridae.